Scutellospora calospora is the source of this 1746-nucleotide messenger RNA. NCBI's taxonomy places the organism in Eukaryota, Fungi, Glomeromycota, Glomeromycetes, Diversisporales, Gigasporaceae. The record is from the annotation of a GenBank genome assembly.
AUGUCUCAUCACUUUACUAUUAAAGAUGCCAUCACCAAGGUCAAAGACAAUAUUGAACAUUUUGGAGAAAAAGAAUGGCAGAAUUGGGAUGGAAAUCAGAGGUGUACACCUGAUGAAAUAUUCAGACCUGUUAAUUUACAUGAUUUAAAGCAUAUUGUAAAAAAAGCGAGAAAUAAUAAAAAGAAAAUUCGUUGCGCAGCCGCUGGUCAUACUUGGAGUAGCCUUAGCAUUACUAAUGGAUAUUUGGUAAUAGUUACAAAUUUAAAUGAUAUUGAGAUUAAUUAUAAUGAAAAGCUAAAAACUUGGACUGUAACCACUGAAGCAGGUGUAUAUCUUAAAGAUCUCGACAUAGCAUUAAGGAAGCAUAACCCUCCAUUAGCAAUGAAUUCUGCAACUGUAUUGAACACUGCGACGACCUCCGGCAUUGUAUCGACCGGUUGCCAUGGUGCAAGAUGCGAAAAUUCAACUAUUUCAGAUAGAGUAAUUUCUUUUCAGAUUCUAACAUAUAAUGGUGAACUUGAAGAGUUUUCUGAUCAGAAAAAUCCUAUUGAAAUGAGUCUCUUUGGAAUUAUAUAUAAGCUCACUUUUCAAGUCGAACCAAUGUAUAAUUUAUUAAUGAAAGAUAUCCUUCCAAACAUUUCGGAUUAUUGGAAAAAGGAAAAUCUAAAAAAUGAUGUAUUGAAUUCUGAUAGUGUUGAAAUAUUUUAUUGGCCAUUCAAUACAGCUAGCCUUGAAGAAAAGAAUGACAGGCUUUGGGUAAAAACCUGGAAGAGAACCAAUUCAAAGGUUACAGAGGAUCAGAUAGAAGUGAAAUUGAUAUCGGCCUUCCAAAAUUUUGAACUCAAAUUUGCGGAUAAUCUUUAUAAAUACAUUGCUAACAAUCCGGAAUCUACUCCGUUCUUUACUAAUCUUCUUUUUAAUCUUGGAGUUCAUGAAAGUGAAAAGGUUUUGCAAGCACCUGAUGCAAUUCAUUACCAAACAGGUAUCGAUAAUAUUCCUUGCAUGGACGUUGAGUUUGCCUUCAAGGUCAAUGAUGAUUUUUCAAAUGUUAUCGACGAAUUCAAUUAUAUUAUUAAGCGGGUUUAUGAAUUAGCUGCAGAUAAAAAGUAUCCAAUAAAUCUUGCAGCAGAGUUUCGAAUCAACAAGGCAUCCCAAAGUCUGUUUGCUUCUACAUAUGAUAAAGAUCCAAAUGCGUAUUAUUGCCUACUUGAAAUUUUGUCUGUCAACGGUACACAAGAUUACCACGAUUUUUCAAUUGAACUAGCUGAAAGAUGGAUGGAGAAAUAUGAUGCUCAACCACAUUGGGGUAAAUUGUGGGAGCACAUACCAGGAAUCAUUCCACAUGUACGUAAACACAUCGGAAGCCGUCUGGAAAUAUUUGAAAAAAUCAGGGCGAAAUAUGAUCCCGAUGAAUAUUUCUUCGAUAAUAAGUCUUUGAGACAGAUUCUUGAUAUUCAACAUAUACCAGUUCUUGUUUUUACUAGUGCAUGCACUUAUAUUCUGAAAAAUAUUUCUGAAGAUAGUGAUAGUGCACCAAAAUCUGAGUUAGAGCAAAAACUGGAUUUUUACAGGAAAAAAGCUGUAGUUCCAAAUACAAUAUGUAAAUUUAUUGCACAAAUAACAAAAAAGGAUGGAGGUGAAUAUAAGGCAAAGACUAUUAAACAGGCUAUCAAUAGUAAAAUGAAAGAUUUACAAGAAAAAAGACUAGGCAAAAAGAAUGGAUCAAUAGCUUUAAUAGUUCAACAA